AUGGAGGGGCAUGCUGAAAUAGAGAUGCUGGGGACACUGAAGGGGCCCUCCACAGGGGAGGUCAGCGUGCACCUGGUGCCCAGAGACAGCCCAGGUUCCGGCUCUCACCUGCCCGCUGCUGCCUUUAUCAUUCCAGCCAGCUCGGCCACCCUUGGUCUGCCCAGCAGUGCCCUGGAUGUGUCCUGCUUUCCGCGGGAGCAGAUCCAUGUGGGCACCCCGGAGCGAGUGGCUGGCAGCGUACCUGUCACCGCCACCGUUCUGCCACAGUUAAGCGCUGGGCCGGCGGCCAGCCCCAGCACCAGCACAGUGCGGCUCCUGGAGUGGACCGAGGCUGCGGCCCCGCCUUCUAGGAGUGGCCUGCGGUUCCAGAUAAGCGAAUACGCACCGCCGAACAUGGUAGGAGCGGAGCAGCCCCCAAGCCCCGAGCUGCGGCGGGAAGGCGUGGCCGAAUACGAAGAUGGCGAGGCCCUGGCGGGAGGUGGCGAUGCGGGCCCCCAACAACCGGAAGACCUCCCCCAGGACCCUCCAGAAGAUAACCCUCAGGACCCGCCAGAGGAUGAUGAUGGCACCUGCCAAUGCCAGGCGUGUGGGCCUCAGCAAGGCGCUGGUCCAGAUCCUGGUGCCUCCAAUGAUGGCUGCCCCCAGCUGUUCCAGGAGCGGUCAGUCAUAGUGGAGAACUCUUCAGGCCAGAACAACUGCACCAGCGCUUCUGAGCUCCUCAAACCCAUGAAGAAAAGGAAGCACAGGGAAUAUCAGAGCCUAUCUGAGGAGGAGUCGGAGCCGGAGGCCAUGGAGAAGCAAGAAGAAGGAAAGGAUCCAGAGGGACAACCCACCACUAGCACCCCAGAAAGUGAGGAGUGGAACAGCAGCCAGCCUGCCUCAGGGGAGAAGAAGGAAGGCUGGUCGUGGGAAUCCUACCUUGAGGAGCAGGAGGCCAUCACUGCCCCCGUCAGCCUCUUCCAGGACUACCAGGCGGUCACCCAUAACAAGAAUGGCUUCAAACCGGGCAUGAAGUUGGAAGGCAUUGACCCUCAGCACCCAAGCAUGUACUUCAUCCUCACCGUGGCUGAGGUGUGUGGCUACCGCCUACGUCUGCACUUCGAUGGGUAUUCCGAGUGCCACGACUUCUGGAUCAAUGCCAGUUCCCCUGACAUUCAUCCCGCUGGCUGGUUCGAGAAGACGGGGCACAAGCUGCAGCCCCCCAAAGGUUACAAGGAGGAGGAGUUCAGCUGGAGCCAUUACCUGCGCAGCACAAGAACCCAGGCUGCCCCCAAGCACCUGUUUGUGAGCCAGAGCCACAGUCCCCCACCCCUGGGCUUCCAGGUGGGCAUGAAGCUGGAGGCCGUGGACCGCAUGAACCCAUCCCUGAUCUGCGUGGCCAGUGUGACCGACGUGGUGGACAGCCGCUUCCUGGUGCACUUUGACAACUGGGAUGACACUUAUGACUACUGGUGUGAUCCCAGCAGCCCCUACAUCCACCCGGUGGGCUGGUGCCAGAAGCAAGGAAAGCCCCUCACCCCUCCACAAGACUACCCAGACCCUGACAGCUUCUGUUGGGAGAAAUAUCUGGAAGAAACUGGGGCCUCUGCUGUGCCCGCCUGGGCCUUCAAGGUGCGACCCCCGCACAGCUUCCUGGUCAACAUGAAACUGGAGGCCGUGGACCGCAGGAACCCAGCCCUAAUUCGUGUGGCCAGCGUGGAGGAUGUGGAGGACCAUCGGAUAAAGCUCCACUUUGAUGGCUGGAGUCACGCCUAUGACUUCUGGAUCGAUGCCGACCACCCUGACCUCCACCCCGCGGGCUGGUGCUCCAAGACAGGGCAUCCCCUGCAGCCUCCUCUCCGACCCAGAGAACCCAGCUCUGCCUCCCCUGGGGGCUGUCCCCCUCUCAGCUGUCGAAGUCUGCCACAGACCAGGACCUCCAAGUACAGCUUUCACCACCGAAAGUGCCCCACUCCUGGUUGUGAUGGCUCUGGCCACGUCACAGGCAAGUUCACAGCCCACCAUUGCCUCUCGGGCUGCCCACUGGCCGAGAGGAACCAGAGCCGGCUGAAGGCAGAGCUGUCCGACACGGAGGCCUUGGCCCGUAAGAGGAACCUCUCGGGCUUCUCCCUAAGGAAGAAGCCUCGCCAUCACAGCCGGAUCGGACGCCCUCCAAAGUAUCAGAAGAUCCCACAGGAAGAUUUCCCGACACUGACCACUGACGUCAUGCACCAGUCCCUCUUCAUGUCGGCCCUGUCGGCCCACCCCGACCGGUCGCUGUCAGCGUGCUGGGAGCAGCACUGCAGGCUCCUGCCGGGAGUGGCAGGCAUCUCGGCCUCGACAGUCGCCAAGUGGACCAUCAAUGAGGUCUUCGGCUUUGUUCAGACACUGACAGGUUGUGAGGACCAAGCGCGGCUCUUCAAAGAUGAGAUGAUUGACGGCGAGGCCUUCCUUUUGCUGACACAGGCGGACAUUGUGAAGAUCAUGAGUGUCAAGCUGGGCCCAGCCUUGAAGAUCUAUAACGCCAUUCUCAUGUUCAAAAACGCCGAUGACACCUUAAAGUGACUGGCUCAGGGCUGGUCUCUUAAAUAUCUCCCUCUGCAGCUGCUGCUUCCUUCCCGGCUUGAGUUCCUCACACCCCAUCCGUGCCCCUGCCACCCUCUAUCCCUUAUCAGGGGUGGUCCUUCUCUCUGGGCCUGCCUUGUACAAGGUACAGGGAAGCAGAGGAGCCCUGGGGAGGAUGGAGUCCUGGCCCCCGAGUCCUAGAGCUCAUCUGCCAGUGGGCACACCGGUGAGGGUGAGACUGGGCGGGGGGAGCACCACUGAUGGAGAAGUUUGAAGGUGCCCCACCCAUGGCGGCCCCGCAUCUCCAGCGACUUGUUUCAUCACCAAAGGGUCUUUCAGCCGUUAAGAACAGUCUGGUAGAACAGGAGUCCUCCAGUCUGAGGCCCUUUUCUCUUUGGAUCUCUCUGCGCUCUUGCUUCCUUGUUCCCUUUCCUCCUAUCAGGAAGCGACCCUGCCAAAAAUGUAUUUAUUCAAAAAGACACCUCCCCUCUUUCUGUCUGCUGGUUUUGCUGCCCACAUUCUGCUGCCUGGUUUCCUGGGCACGGCCCAGCCAGACCCCGCUGGCUCUUCCCCCUUAGAUGGGUGAGCCCCAGAGAUAUGUCUUCAUAGGAUCCAUUGGGAGGCUUUGGCUGCCUUUCUCUUUUUUGCCUGGAAGUGGGGGAUUCUGAGCCAGAAUGCCUUCUUCAACACGCCCAGUUCUGGACCACUUGGUAUUUUAGUGUCCCAUGCCCCGUCCUGUUUCCAGUAGAGUGGGUGGUUAGAACCUGUUUAACUUCUGUAGCAGAGGUUAAGGUUCCACGAUGUCCCCCCUACACCCCUUCUGUGUCAAGUAUAAAGAGGAGGCACCCUGGCUGGCUAGGUAGCCGAGGCCAGCCCCAGGGUACAUGAGAUAACCUCGGGCCUUGGGCCAGCAGGGCAGUCCGGCAGGCAUGGUGGCUUUCAAAGCUGGGUAGAGCAUCCUUCCUCUGCAGCCAUGGGUCUCAGCCAACGUGUUGCCCGGGGGGUAAGGGCCCUAUGCCUGCCAGGCCUCCCGCCGUGGGGAUGUAGCACUCUGCCUGGCACAUACACCCCAUGGCAUCACAUUCAACCUGUCCCUUAAAUGUCUUGCUCUUGGGGAGUCUUACAAACACCCCUUGAAGCUGGGAGUUGGGAAGAAGGUGAAUUCUAUCUUCGAAGUCUCCAUGUCCCUUAAGCCUCUCUUACCACUCUCCAUCUGUCUUGCACUGCCAGCCGGGUGCCUGCCAGGGCUCUGGGACUUUGACCUUUCUAUCCAAGAGGGGGCCUAGCCUCCACUGAGCCACUGCCAAGCCCGCCUCCCAGCCUACAGGGGCCGGGGCAGAGGCCACGGCAAGGGCCAGCCCCACACGUGGAGGUGAGGCGCCACCGCCAAGCUCCUGUGGAGCCAGGGGCCUUCCCCAGACCCCUGCUGUCCAUCAUGUGAUGUGUAUGUGCGGGUGCGUGUAGGGCACUCUUGGAAGUGUUUGACGGGGUGCAGGUGUGAGGCCCGGUGCUGGGAAAAAUGUCAAGGGCUAUUAUUGUUAAAAUAUGAAGCUUUGUCUUUGGGAAACCCAAAGCUCUGUUGAGUUCCUGCCCCAGUCCAGGAGGGGACCUUCUCUCACAGAGGCAGCUUGGCCAGGGCAGCCAUUCAGCUCCCCCAGCUGAGCUGCCGCAGGGCUGCAGACGGUCCUCAGAGGCCCUACCUUCCUGGAAGGGCUCGGCCAGGCCCUGCCUCGGGCUGGUGGUUGGGUUUACAGAGGCUGCACUGGGGCCCCCUCGGCCAGGAGUAAGGAGGAGCGAGCUGAGCCUCUCUCUCUUGGUUGCUUGGGUGGCAGUACAACCCACCAGCUCCGUGGCCUCGUCUGCUCCUUGUGAAACUGGGGAGAGAUGCUCGUUGACUCUGGUGUGAGAAGACAGCAAGUACACACAGCUGUGCUGUGGGGCCUCUCCGCUUCUAAGGAGCGCAGCUGGGACGGCUGUGCCAUGUGGGCCUGUCCACCACCAUCCCAAUGCUUGUCUACAGGAGAGACAGGGUGGACCAAGGGCCUUGGAGAAAAGGGCCCCCAGGCCUCCGAACUUGGAGACCUCAGCACUGUCUGCGCCAACAUCAAACUCUGGAAAGAAACCAAAUCAUAAAAAAGGGGGAAAGAAAUCUGCCUUCUGUCCACCCCGCUGCCCCUUCACCCCUAUCCCUUCCCCAAAUGAGAUCAUUGCACCUUGACCUGGGCGCGUGUGGUGAGGGGUGAGGGGAGGGAGUUGGCACCGCUGCCCUGUGCCCUCCGCCCUGCUCUCCAGCAGCAGGAACCACAUACCCUUUGGCCCCCAGCAGCCUCUCCCAGCCCUUGCCCAGCCCUGGCCUAGGGCAGUGAGACGCUUUCUGUUUAAUAUAUGAAGCAGGAGAAUGAUCCCAGAGUUCAAAAAUGAAGCCUGUUUGCACUUUCAUUCACAUGCACUUUGGUGGAGUUAAUGUUUUUUGUACUUGCCUCGUGAGAGUGUGUGUGUGUGUGUGCGCGUGUUUGUGUGUGCACGCACAUGUGCCUGUUCUUUAAGAGAAUCCGCUGGUUAAAGAUAAAGUCACUCUUGACUCUUGAGAGAGAAAAAGUAACAAACAAAAUGUGGUGUAUUUUGUCAGUGUAUUGAAACAACAUAAAUAAACCUGAAG
Messenger RNA from Balaenoptera musculus (blue whale), 5203 nucleotides. RefSeq names its product L3MBTL histone methyl-lysine binding protein 1 (gene L3MBTL1). The transcript has 21 exons. Lineage: Eukaryota; Metazoa; Chordata; Mammalia; Artiodactyla; Balaenopteridae. Gene Ontology annotation, biological process: regulation of DNA-templated transcription. The record is from RefSeq and is a predicted model, not a curated record. Gene Ontology annotation, cellular component: nucleus. The coding region runs from base 1 to 2544 and encodes 847 amino acids. Gene Ontology annotation, molecular function: protein binding; zinc ion binding.